AUGGAGAAGCCCAAAGGUUUACACAACAGUCAGGGUCGAGAUCUCAUUCAGGACUUCGUUCCAUCAUCAAACAGCGCUGGCGAUGAGGAACCGUCAAAGUCUUUAUCUCACUCCACACAACCCAGUUGCCAGAAUGACGCCAGCUCCAAGACUUACUCGCUUAGCGGCUCAAAAAGCUCUAGAAGGCCUGCGACGAGCAUGAGUACGACCAGGACUCCCUCCCCAAGAGAGUCCGAUUUGUCUAGAAUCCGAUCUCGGCCUGUACCUUCUUUCAGUCAUCCUAUAGCCCACGUCAAGACGACCGAAGAUCAGCUCGUUGACUUCGACGGUCUCGACGAUCCCUAUCGGCCCCUGAAUUGGUCUACCGAGAAGAAGGUCAUCACAAUCGUUCUCUAUGGCCUCAUCACUAUGUCUGCAACUUGGGCAUCGUCUUCUGACUCUUCAGGGACCGCUCAAGUUGCGGCGCAUUUCCAUGUCAGCAGUUUUGGAGUCGGACCCCUCCUCUGGGCUCCACUUAGCGAGAUCUAUGGGCGACGACGGGCUGUUUUCAUCCCCAUGUUUGUCGCCACCUGCUUCAGUUAUGGAAGCGCUGGGGCGAAAGAUUUCCAGACUCUCAUGAUCACACGCUUCUUUUCCGCUUUCUUCUCGUCAGCGCCUGUUACCAACACGGGGGUGGUUUUGGGAGACUUGUUCCUUCCUUCUGAGAGAGGAUUCGCUAUGGCGGCGUAUGCUAUGGCUGUAGUCGGUGGCCCUGUUUUAGGUCCCAUAGUGUCGUCUGCUGUUGUGCAGGAGCCGAGCCUAGGUUGGAGGUGGACCGAAUAUCUGACUGGAAUUGUGCAGAUUAUCUUCUUGACGUUGGCCGUCAUCUUUGUCGAUGAGACUUAUGCACCCACGCUUCUAAUCCAUAAGGCCAGACAUCUACGUCGUGAAACAGGUAACUGGGCACUUCACGCAAAGUUUGAGGAGUGGGAUGUGAGCAUUCAAGAACUUGCAGGAAAAUUCCUUGUCCGUCCAGUGCAGCUUCUGAUGACGCCUAUUUGCUUCCUCGUUGCCUCGUAUGCAAGUUUCUGUUACGGUAUCCUUUACAUGCAGCCGGGGGCUAUUCCCAUUAUCUUCCAAGAGAUCAGAGGCUGGGGGUUUUGGUCUCCUCGCUUCCAUUCAUCUGCAUUCUUCUUGGCGUCAUCCUUGGAUGUGGGGUGA
Fusarium mangiferae is the source of this 1200-nucleotide messenger RNA. RefSeq lists its product as uncharacterized. Gene Ontology annotation, biological process: transmembrane transport. Gene Ontology annotation, molecular function: transmembrane transporter activity. Bases 1 to 1200 code for a protein of 399 amino acids. The record is from RefSeq and is a predicted model, not a curated record. NCBI's taxonomy places the organism in Eukaryota, Fungi, Ascomycota, Sordariomycetes, Hypocreales, Nectriaceae. The transcript is spliced from 3 exons.